Molecule: messenger RNA, 1949 nt
Organism: Gloeophyllum trabeum ATCC 11539
Lineage: Eukaryota; Fungi; Basidiomycota; Agaricomycetes; Gloeophyllales; Gloeophyllaceae
Exons: 4
Coding region: 1-696 (231 amino acids)
Source: RefSeq, a predicted model, not a curated record
AUGGUAGACUUCAGACCAAGCAGCUCUCGCUCAUCAGCAAUUCAGGCGAAUGUCAGGACAGAGUUCGACAUAUUGAAGGCGUCUCACAAGUUCCUCCGUGAGGAAGUGGACGAGACCUCACUAUCUUGGGAAGAAAAGGUAGCGAAGAAGUACUACGAUAAUUUGUACCGUGAAUUCGCGGUGUGCGAUCUGAAGCACUACAAAUCUGGGAAUUUCGCUCUACGUUGGCGGACGGAAACAGAGGUUCUCUCUGGAGCUGGAGAAACGACCUGCGGGAAUAUAAGAUGCCCGUAUCAUGACGCAGCUGGUAGUGACGUGCGGUUGAAGACGUUGGAAGUGCCUUUCGGAUAUGAAGAACAUGGAGCAUACAAGUCAUGCCUUGUCAAAUUGGUCCUGUGCGCACGUUGCACGAAGAAACUCAUGUGGAAGAAAGAGAAAGAGAAGGAGAAAAGAUUGGCAGGCGAUGCGGAGCACUUGCACUUGGAUGACGUUCCGGGGGUCGCGGGGACUGAGAUAUCACGGCGUGUACCACCGUCGGGGGGCGAGACUGCAUCUCCUAUCGCGGGAGAGCAAAGACUGUCUGGAAGAGAUUCAGUCGAAGAGCGACGAGUCCGGAGCAGGCGCUCGAGAUCGCGCUCACCAAAGACUCGACGCCCGCCAGGCAAGUCUGAACGUCGAAGGUCGCGAUCUAGGUAGGACAAUGCUAACGGCAUGCAGAAGUACUAUUUCCUAUGGUCAAGACUCCGUCGCAGCCUUCCAUUUCUUAACCCAAUCUAUUAGUUCCCGAGCCAUAUUGUCACAGUCUUCCAUUCGGUCUCUUGUACUCUUGCUGCCCAAGGCCCGCCUUCUUGCCUUGGCAUCUUUACCUUUCAACCAGGCUUCCUCUAGUGUGGUGGCCCAAUCUCCCUCUUCAUAGGAUGCGCCAGACAAUUCUACGCCGAUGCCACUUUCUGCGAGGAACAAGCGCAAUCCAUGUUCUUCUAUGAAUAAUGGCCGAGAAACUAGCAAGAUCGGCAAUGUUGAACGUCUGAUCGGCUGAGAGGUCGAAGGACGUACCGUAGACAAAGGGAGUGCAAGACUCCACAGCCUCAGAGACAGCCCCGUAACCCUGAUGAACGCGUGGGGAAUCAGCAUUCCAUCUUCGCAGGUGUCUGAAGCACCUACCAGCUUCCCGAGCAGGACGUCCGCAACCGCCAUCAAAUCCGGCAUAUAGACGUCUCUAGGAGCGACGUAGAAGCCAGGCGGAAGCUCUUCCCCAUCCUCCUUCGCCCAUUGCGACGAGACGCCACACACUAUCGCUACCCAUGAUUCGUCGGGCAGUAGCUUCGGCAGCUGGUCAGGAUCUACGAGGUGCUCCUCAUGGAACCCGUUCCCAGUGCUGUCGCCAUUGCCAUUCAUGUAUGGGUCCUUACUUUGUUCCCUGCUCAGCGCCGGGGGAGUGGGUGGGAUCGUAACUGCUUGGAAUAUGGGCGGGGACUUCAUAGCCGGCGGGGAAUUGAGUGGCUUAUUCACUGGCGGGGCGCCCGGAAUGUGGAUAUGCGACGGUGUUGCAAGCGGGGGCGUGUCUUCAUCCUUUCUGUUGUUCCGCUUCCUCGCCUUGGCUCCUUCCCUGCCCUCCUUGAGCUGUAGAUUCUGCAGUUGCAGGUUUACCGCAUGGAGAGGGACCGGCGGUGGAUGCGCCUUGGGGAGCUGCGUGAUAUUGAACUCGGACGUGCGCCGGCUGUGUGCGGGUGUGCUGGCUUGGCUGGGUGUGCGACUGCGCGGCUUCUUGAAGUGCUGGCCGCCGAAAGAGACGAUUACGAUCUUUGUCUGUUCUGGAUCGUGGAGAUGUGAGGGAAUCCCGAUUGACGUGAGGAGCUCGCGUCGGCCGGCUUCGUUGUAUAUCGCACGUCCUGCCGCUCGUACGAGAAGGGGAGCUUGGCGGAUGGAUCGAUGGAGGGGCUUUGGAC